This is a messenger RNA of Drosophila ficusphila, 1239 nucleotides long. It is a transcript of the gene Cpr56F, whose product is annotated as pro-resilin. The record is from RefSeq and is a predicted model, not a curated record. Gene Ontology annotation, cellular component: extracellular matrix. NCBI's taxonomy places the organism in Eukaryota, Metazoa, Arthropoda, Insecta, Diptera, Drosophilidae. Bases 93 to 743 code for a protein of 216 amino acids. The transcript has 2 exons.
CCAUCUUCGCAAGAAGAACAACAGCCAACAGAGCAAGUUAACAAACAACCGUUUUCGUGUGUGCCAAAAUCCCAAACAAGUGACAACACAAAAUGAAGUGCUUUACGUCGAUCGCGUUGCUCGUCUGCCUGGCCGCCUGGACCCAUGCGGAACCUCCAGUGCCCCAGAACCAGUACCUGCCGCCCAACCAGUCGCCCCAGGCGCCGUCCAACAACUAUCUGCCGCCCACGCAGGGCUUCCAGUCGCCCUCUAACAACUACUUGCCACCCCAGCGUACCGGUGGCGGUGGAGCGCCAAGCAACAGCUACGGAGCCCCGAUCGCUCCUCCCCAGGGUCAGUAUGGUGCUCCCGCGCUGACGGGGGCCAUCUUCAAGGGCGGAAACGGAAACGGCGGCUAUGGCGGCGGAAACGGCAAUGGCAACGGCUACGGACAGCGCGAUGAGGAGCAGUACGGACCGGCCAAGUACGAGUUCAAGUACGACGUGCAGGACUACGAGUCGGGCAAUGACUUCGGACACAUGGAGUCCCGCGAUGGCGAUCUGGCCGUCGGUCGCUACUACGUCCUGCUGCCCGAUGGCCGCAAGCAGAUCGUGGAGUACGAGGCCGAUCAGAACGGAUACCGCCCGACCAUCCGGUACGAGCAGGUGGGCAAUGGCAACGGAAACGGAAAUGGCAACGGAAACGGACGCAAUGGCGGUGGCUACGAUAGCAACGCGCAGCAGGGCAAGUUCAACGGCUAUUGAAGCGGGUGAUGGGAGUAUCCUUCCCGAUUCCCGAUUUAGGUCGACCCAGCAACUAUACUCGUCUACUUCAUGGGAUCGCUGGCCGAGUAUUAAACGCACAUCCAGCCAGAGAGCCAGCGAUCGCAGUCAGUCUAUCCUUACGUCUUUAACCUUUUAGUGGAACGGCCGCCAUUUUGCCAUAGACAGGCGCGUUCCUUUCCCGUUUCCGUUUCGCAACCGUUUACCGUUCUACCGUUAUACCGUUUCCUGUCUCUACGCCUGGAACUCCUUGCCGUUUUGUUUUGUUUAAGCGCCUUCAUUUUGUGUUAGUCUACGCACACACACACAACAACACACCACUCACAAACACCAUGACCAUUACGCAUUCAUACAUACAUGCAUAAGGAUUGUAUUUAGUUUUUAAACGAAAAUGGAAAUUCGAAAGUGAAACGAACUUAUGAGAUUUUUGUGUAUAUUUAAUAAUUAUUAAAUGAAUAAAGAAGCAUUUUUGUAUAAA